AUGGACGCAAUUGCCUUAGAGCAAUACAACAAGCUAGUGAAUGUCACGAGUAUGGAUAAAACUUGUGAAAAUACACUGAAACAAAUUUCGUGUAUGACAAUUUUCAAUGUGUGCGAAAUGGGAACUUCGGAGACUUUGUGUCUCGAAAGUUGUAUGAAGACCAUUGACUUUGACUGCAGUGUAAAUAUGACGAUUCCAAUUUCUGACAUUUGUGGAGAUGAAAGAAAUCCGUUGAUGGGUAUCAGUGAUGAAGGCAAGUGCUUUACCACGACGUAUAAUGGACCAGAUAAGGCCGUGUGGAUUAUAGGGUUUUCAAUUGCAGUCGUAUUUUCGUUUCUGGCGAGUAUUGGUAUCAAUUUGCAGAAGAAAGCUCUGAAACAGAAUGAACUGAUGUCUGAGCCGUUACCAGCGUAUCGAUUACCAUUAUGGUUAAUAGGCUUUAUCCUUUGUGCAGUGGGUUCAAUACUGGAUUUUGUUGCUUUUGGACUAGCUCCACAGAGUUUAUUGGCUCCAUUGGCGGCACUUACUCUUGUGUGGAACAUGGUGCUCGCACCUUGUUUUAACAAGGAAAAAUUAAGUAAAAAGGAUAUUGUCUCGACACUGAUCAUUUUUGUAGGGGCAACAAUUGCCGUUGUAUUUGCGUCGCACUCGUCGCCUUCGUACAACUUGAACAUGCUUUUGGAAUUGUACAGGGAUCCGCUUACUAUUGUGUAUUUUUGUAUUGUUUUCCUGACGAUAUUGGCUCACUAUGCUGCAAUUAAGAUCAUUCAUGACCUAUCUUUGACGAGCAAACGUCACCGGAUAAUUCAAGCGGGUACACCAAAUAUGUGGUCGACGAUUUGUCUCGUGGGAUAUGCUGGUCUUGCGGGCACAUUAGGUGGUCAGUCGGUUCUAUUUGCAAAAUCGACGGCUGAGUUGCUAAAAGGAGUAUUUAAUGGAGACACUGAUUGCUUACUGCAAUAUCAAACGUAUCUUAUUGUCGUGGGAUUAGUUAUAUGUCUGUGUCUUCAAAUCAAAUAUCUCAAUGGAGGUCUUGUGCAUUAUGACGCUCUUUCAAUGGUUCCGGUUUACCAAGCGUACUGGGUUAUUAGUGGUGUAUUAGGGGGCGUCAUUUACUUUCAAGAAAUUCGCUCGUUUUCAGUCUUACAAGCAGUCAUGUUUGUAUUUGGAAUUGGUAUUAGCAUCUUUGGUGUAGUACUCCUGUCUCGUCGUAAACAUGCACCGUCAGCGGUAUCUACUAAGAGUAAGUUUGAACGAGGGUUUAGCUUUACAGCAUCGGAAAGCAAACUUGAGCCGUUAAGAAAUUUGGAUACGCGAGUAACACGUGUCCCAGAAGGUGCAAUGAAUGUAGAAGAGAUAGAAAAUAAUAGAUUCGAGACAAGUACAAGUCGAGACUUGCUCUCGUCUAUUCUUGAAGCAUUAAGUGAAGAGAGUGCGACUGAAGGAUCAGACGAUGAUGUCGGUAUUCGUGGUCGACAAAGUGAAAGUGAAAUGUCUGAAUAUGCGAAUCGUCAAGCAAUCGAUAAUUAUCUCGAUAUGUCUACUACUGUUGGUUUAUCCGCAAUUUUAGGCGGGCUUGGAUUCACUCGUUCCGAAGAAAAUAGUCUCUUAAAUCGGCGUAUCUCGAAUCGGUCUUCACGAAGUACGCGACACAGUGUCGACGAUAUUGAAGUAGGUUUGCCAGCCGCCACGCGCGAAGCCAAUUCACACAAGUCAUUACCAAAACGACGCUCUAUCACAUUUUCUAAUCACAGAUCGACAUCGUAUAAAGAUGAGAUGGAUCAAGACAAGAAGAAAGAUGAAGACAACAGUUUGGUGUAA
This is a messenger RNA of Plasmopara halstedii, 1821 nucleotides long. RefSeq lists its product as hypothetical. Gene Ontology annotation, biological process: magnesium ion transport. The record is from RefSeq and is a predicted model, not a curated record. Gene Ontology annotation, cellular component: membrane. The transcript has 3 exons. Lineage: Eukaryota; Oomycota; Peronosporomycetes; Peronosporales; Peronosporaceae. Gene Ontology annotation, molecular function: magnesium ion transmembrane transporter activity. The coding region runs from base 1 to 1821 and encodes 606 amino acids.